CUGAACUUACUAUUUGACCUCCCAAACCCCCCACCCCCCAAGACUCAGUGUUUGUAGAUGUGCCCCCCAUGUGUGUUUUGUGUGCGAAUGACCCUAACCCUGCCAACUCAUGUGCACACACAUGCACAACCUCAUUAGAACGGGUCAAACUAAGGAGGGGCUGGCUAGCUGUGGUACAGCCACUGGUCUGUAGACCCCACCCCAGCCUCCCCUCCCAGCCCACCAUGAAUCGGCAGCUCGUUAUCUGGGAGGAGCAGCAGCAGCAGCAGCCCCUUGUGAGCCCUGCACAGAGGCAGAGGCGGCCGAGUAAGCUACUGGACAGAGGAACAUGCAGAACGGGAGUGUGGAGUUCUUGCAGGAAGAUCUCAAAAUGCCAGGACGGGUCAUUCGUGUGGGCACGAGAAAAAGUCAGUUGGCCCGCAUCCAGACAGACAGCGUGGUGGAGAAGCUGCAAGCGCUCUACCCAGACUUACAAAUGGAGAUCGUUGCAAUGUCAACGACUGGAGACAAGAUCCUGGACACUGCGCUGUCGAAGAUUGGAGAGAAGAGUCUCUUCACAAAGGAGCUGGAGAAUGCCCUGGAGAGAAAUGAGGUCGAUCUGGUCGUCCACUCCUUGAAAGACUUGCCCACCACCCUGCCUGUGGGAUUCACCAUUGGAGCUGUUUUAAAGAGAGAAAAUCCGCAAGAUGCCGUUGUCCUGCAUCCAAAAAAUACGGGCAAGUCUCUGGACAGCCUUCCAGAAAAGAGUGUUGUUGGGACGAGUUCUCUGCGGCGGGCAGCCCAACUGAGAAAGCGGUUCCCUCAUCUCACUUUCAAGGACAUUCGUGGGAAUCUGAACACUCGUCUCAAGAAACUGGAUGAGAAAGAGGAUUUCUCUGCCAUCAUCCUAGCCGCAGCGGGUCUGCAAAGAAUGGGUUGGCAGGAACGCAUCAGUCAGCUGCUGGAGCCUGAGGACUGCCUCUAUGCUGUCGGCCAAGGAGCUCUGGCUGUGGAAGUGAGGGCAUGUGACCGGGACAUCCUGGAUAUGGUGGCGGCAAUGCAUGACCAUGAAACGGUCCUCCGUUGCAUUGCUGAGAGGGCAUUCAUGAAGCGCUUGGAAGGAGGCUGCAGUGUCCCUGUUGCAGUUCAUACACAGGUGAAGGAGACCCAGCUUUAUCUGACGGGCGCUGUGUACAGUUUGGAUGGCUCAGAGUGUUUGAAGGAAACCAUGCAGGCCAACCUUGAGUCACCUUUGCAGGACCAAGAUGUUGCUAGUGAUGGUGUCCAGCGGGUUGGCAUCACAGCGUGGACCAUACCUGCCAGCCAGCAAGCUACAGCCGAGAAGCUUGGUGUAGAUCUAGCAGACCUGCUAUUGAGCCGAGGGGCCAAAGAGAUACUCACGGUCGCCCGACAACUGAAUGAUGCCAACUGAACUCCACUGGACAGGAAGAGCAGAGAUGCCAGUGAUGUGAGGUAGCGGUCUGCUGGGUCACACGACGUCAUGGGUCCCAAAACCUCAUCCUUAUUUUGUCAAGAUGAUAAUCGGUUUCACCAGGUGGCCUUAAAAGCCGACGUCUCUCCGGUUAUAGAGGGCAUUGUAGGUAUAAACAGCAAUAAAUAGUUAUUGUAUGCAA
This is a messenger RNA of Erpetoichthys calabaricus (reedfish), 1613 nucleotides long. RefSeq names its product hydroxymethylbilane synthase a (gene hmbsa). Lineage: Eukaryota; Metazoa; Chordata; Cladistia; Polypteriformes; Polypteridae. The transcript has 14 exons. Gene Ontology annotation, molecular function: hydroxymethylbilane synthase activity. Gene Ontology annotation, cellular component: cytoplasm. The coding region runs from base 329 to 1411 and encodes 360 amino acids. Gene Ontology annotation, biological process: heme biosynthetic process. The record is from RefSeq and is a predicted model, not a curated record.